UUGGAAAAGCACCGUGGCCGAAAAGUUCGGGAAAAAUGGAAAAACUAACAGGCGUAAAGACUUUAUUCGUGCAUCCGCUGGCGGGAUAAGGAACAACAGCUAUGGAUCUACAUAUCUCCUUCUCGAAGCUCUUUUCGUGCUGACAAUGGUGUCGAAGGCGGAAAAAACGCAGCCUUUCACGCAAUUCCAUUGAAAGUAAAUUUACUCAUGGAGAAAGGAGCAAGUCAGGAGUCAUGAGCACAGGUGUGAAGAAGCCUCCAUUAGCUCCCAAACCUAAACUCCCUGCCACUACCAAGCCCUCUCCCCCACCCAUUGCUCCCAAACCUGGUCUUCUUCCUCAAUCCACUGUUGUCUCCCAACCAUCCCCAGCUACUCUCAAGAGAACCAAACCAGCUGUUGCCCCCAAACCAUGCAUUCCCAAAUCUACUGCCUCCUCUCCCUCUGUUUCCCCCCUGCCACCCAAAGCCAGUGGACCCCUUAUCCCAUCUCAGGAUCAACAGGAGGCUGUAGAAGAUAGCCUCUCACUUCUCAACUCUAAAAAUGGGUUUUUAUGUGAGACAAGCAAACAUGAAUUGGACUACAUUAUUCCCACUUGCUCAUGUGGACUUCAGGACUGUUCUCAGUGCCAGCAUCUGGAAAAUGGAAAUGCAAGUGAUAUUGGGAAUGAUUUGCACAAAGAUCUGCCACACAAUGGGAUUUCUGCAGAGGGAUGUGGUUUCACAGGGACAAGGCUACAAGGCUUAGCAGAAAAGCUGGGAGAAGGAGUAGCUGGAGAAAAGGACGAAGGAAGAGGGAUUAACAAAAAACCCAGGGACAAACCUCAAAGGCAGAGACACUUGGAGAGGGGUUUUGUGAGUAAAGCGGCACAGAGGACUGAAGAGCAAAAGGAGAGGGCAUCAGAGACUUUAAGCACUCAGGAAAGCCCUUCAAGUCAGGCAUGUGCUGGUCCUGAGCCUGCAAAGAUUGAUCCACACACCGAGAGCCCACACACAGAUUUAACAGACUCACAUUCAGUCUGUGAUGUUGCAGGCAGCAUCAUUGUCUCCCCAACUGUCACUCUUUAUGAGCCUGCAGGUGCUUCUGAAUCUUCUCAAAUAGACAACAGUGAGCCUGUCAGUGGAGCAUGUCCUACCAGGUUAAACCCAGACCUGGAGGUCCCUGCUCCGCCCAGUAAGCCUCUCCCAGUCCCUCACCCACGUAAAUUUAAGAAGCCAGCCCUUGUGAGACAGGAUGGCAUGGAAGGCAGUGUUCAGGAUCAGGUAGCAGGGGAACAACAAGAAGUGCUCGAGGCUGAGGGGAAACUGAGUUUAGCUGGUCUGUGUCUCAGUUCAGAGGCCGAGGAGCUGGAACGGGAUGUAAGUGAAAACCUUCUACUAGAAAAAGACUUGUUUCUGGAAGAUGAUGGGUCCGUUGCUCCCGUUCCCCCUCCUCGACAGACCUCCCUGUCACCUAGCCUCCAUAGGGCAGUUCAAACACCCUUAAAACUUAAUAGAAACACCUCCCACUCUUUAGACCUGCUCUCACAACCAGAACCCAUGAGCCACAAAAAAGAGGGGGAGGAGCAUCAAGCAGUGCAGGAAGAAGAAGAUGGGUAUGGCGAUUUUGCUCGGUACCCAAUUGCUCACAGCCUCCCCAAGCAAAUCAAACUCAACUGCCACCCACCUUUGGUUGGCACAAGGAAGGCCUUUUCAGCAGAUGAUCAGCAGUCACCAAGGGCACCACCAAGAAAACCUCAGCGACACAGCCUGCCAGCACCCCCCCCACCUUCAGUUUGCCCUCCUGCACCUCCACAUGCUAACACCCCCAUGAGAGAGCUGCCUGCUCCGCCUCAGGAGAAAACAUCCUGGCGCUUUACCCGACCCUGUGUAACCUUCUUUAGCCGGCAGAUGCCCACAAGGAGCAGCGUGCCAUCAAAAAGCCGUGUCCCAGCACUUGGGGGCAAGCAGAGGGCGCAGUCCUUCUCUGCCGCUGACCUGGCAACCCGAGUCGACUCUCAAAAGAGGAGUCUGUCUUUCCGGAAGCUGCUGGAGCUCAGGCUGUCUGUCAAGAUGCUGCCAAAGCUGUUGGCCAAGGGAGGGCAGUCUCUGGAUUGUACCAGUGUGGAAUCAAACCGGGGAGAGAGAAGCCUGGAGCGGCCCAGUAGCUGCAUAGGGGAGACUGAUAUUAGUGGAGAAGUUGGAGAAGGUUCAGCAGAGUAUGAGAAUGUUCCCCUCUACGAGGAGAUCCCUGAGUACAUGAACCUACCGUUUCACAGUGCAAGGCUGGGCUGGCCACAUGAUCCUGAUUCUGACAUCUAUGAGGUGCAGGAUCCCUAUCAGAGAUGCCAGGACUCUGACUAUGAGAGUGGUUGGCUAAGGCAGGAUGUCCACUCUGAGGAGGAAAUCCACAGCUCAGAUGAAGAGGACAACAGCUCCACCUCCAGCAAGGAGCAUCUGGAUGAAGCAGAUCGACAGCAAGAGGAUGAGAUGAAGAGGAAGAAGGUGGUGCACAUUGCCCAGGAGAUCAUGAGCUCAGAGAAAGUGUUUGUGGAUGUCCUAAAGCUUCUUCACAUUGACUUUCGGGAUGCUGUUGCCAAGGCAACCCGCCAGAAUGGGAAACCAGUGGUAGAUGAGCGUAUCCUCACCCAAAUCCUGUAUUACCUGCCACAACUGUAUCAGCUGAACAGAGACCUGCUUAGAGAGCUGGAGGAGAGAGUUGCACACUGGAGCGAUCACCAGAGACUGUCCAACAUCUUUGUCCAGAAGGGUCCUUACCUAAAGAUGUACUCCACCUAUAUCCGUCAGUUUGACAACAAUGUGGCUCUGUUGGAUGAACAGUGCAGGAAAAACCCAGCAUUUGCGGCUGUUGUUCGAGAGUUUGAGAUGAGUCCAAGAUGUGCAAGUCUGGCUCUGAAACACUAUCUGCUGAAACCAGUGCAGAGAAUCCCUCAAUACCAGCUUCUGCUCACAGAUUAUUUGAAGAACCUCCCAGAGGACUCUGAGGAUUAUAAAGACACACAAGCUGCCCUCAGUAUAGUGAAAGAAGUGGCCAACCAUGCUAAUGAUAUUAUGAAACAAGGGGACAACUUUCAGAAGUUGAUGCAGAUUCAGUACAGUCUUAAUGGUCACCAUGAGAUUGUUCAGCCUGGAAGGGUUUUUCUGAAGGAGGGUACGCUCAUGAAGCUGUCCAGAAAAGUCAUGCAGCCACGGAUGUUCUUCCUGUUUAAUGAUGCACUAAUGUACACCACUCCGGUCCAGUCUGGCCAGUAUAAACUUAACAGUGUCCUCUCUCUGGCUGGAAUGAAGGUGAGUAAGCCCAGUCAGGAGGCCUAUCAGAAUGAGCUGAACAUUGAGAGUGUUGAGCGCUCUUUCAUCUUGUCUGCCAGCUCAGCUACAGAGAGAGACGAGUGGCUGGAGGCUAUCGCCAAGGCCAUAGAUGACUACACAAAGAAGAAAAUAACUUUCAUAUCCAGUCGUAGUCAGGAGGAGGCUGAGGGUGUUGUGGACAGUGGAGCCCCAUUGGGUUCAAAGGCUCCAAUCUGGAUCCCAGACCUGAGGGCCACCAUGUGCAUGAUCUGUACCUGUGAGUUCACCCUUACCUGGAGGAGGCAUCACUGUCGCGCCUGUGGCAAGGUCGUGUGCCAGGCUUGCUCCGCUAAUAAGUACUACCUAGAGUACUUGAAGAACCAGCCAGCACGUGUGUGUGACCACUGCUUUGCCAAGUUGCAGGAGAGCAGUGACCGCUGUGCAUCUACAUCAGUUUCUCCGAUCAAAUCAGGAGCAUUCUCCUUCACUAGGAAACAGAAGAAGAUCCCUGCUGCACUAAAAGAGGUGUCUGCCAACACAGAGAACUCCUCCAUGAGUGGCUACUUAAACAGGUCAAAAGGCAACAAGAAGCAGUGGAAAAAGCUGUGGUUUGUCAUUAAGAAUAAAGUCCUGUAUACUUACGCCGCCAGUGAGGAUGUUGCAGCUUUGGAGAGUCAGCCUUUGCUGGGCUUUUUCCUGCGAGAGGAAAAAAAUGGGCCAGCUCAGAAGCUGCAGUUUAAACUCUAUCACAAAAACACGCUGUUUUACAUCUUUAAAGCUGAUGACAUCCCCACUGCACAGAGAUGGAUCGAAGCCUUCCAAGAGGCGAUGAUUCUUGAACAAGAAUGACCUUUUUAGAGAAGUUCUGGAGCCAGUCAACAGAAACUUACGACCCCUGAUCUCAAGUCAAGGGCCACAAGCUCAGGAAGUACUCCAGAUGGACCGUAUACUUUGAACAGAAACACCACAGAAUGUAUGUGGAAAUAAGGCGGCUUUUCCCUCUAAGAACUGGAUUGCAUUUCGGCUAUGCAAACUUAUUUCUGUCUCCAGCAGCGACUGAUGCUCAGCACUGCUGGUUGAAGUCAGAGCCAACAGCUGUGGGUCAAAGGUCAAGUUCAGAAGCAUGUGUGUGGAAGUGUCACAGUACAGUUGUUAUGACCAGUUUAAAGCCCUUGGAAAUCCUUGGAGGACUGGAGUUUGGGGGUCAUUUUAAAUACAAUGUAUGAAGGAAUUAACUACAAAACAAACAAAUAAUGCUGUCCAUCUUCAUUCAAACAUGUUGGUGUUGGCUACUUUUUUGGUAUUAAAACACACUAUGUCAUUUUGUUUUAGCAAUUGAUCAAAUUCACUAAGCAGCCAGCUUGAAAUGUUCAUAAUGGUGAGGUUUAAUUGACUCGUACAUGUAAAAUAUCACUAAAAUUAGUUUAUGGAUUGAAGGUGGGAUUUUACUGUGAAAAUCAGACAUCUGCAAAAAAAAAGAUAUUCAGCUCUUUAGGUUAAUCUCUCUGGUUUAGAGAUUUUAUUUUUAGAUUUAAAAUGCCACAUUUGAAGCAGCAUCCUGGUGAAAACUGGAAUUGUCACAGAUAAUGUAGAUAUUUUUUAAAUACAGUUGAAAUGUGUCUUUGCCUAAUUAGCCACAUUAGAAGUGGCCCAUAGGUAAUACUGUGUAUAUGAACAUAAAAAGAGCAACAUUGACUUUUUUAUAUUGAAGCCAAGAGCUAAUAUUUAUGAAGUGGGAAGAGGUUGAUUUAUUGUUUGAAAUGCACCAGCUGCCACUUUUUGAGGAGUCAGGGUUUAUCGGUAAAUAAUUUACAUCAAAACCAUUAUUUUUUUUAAUUGUGUUAAAACAUUUGAAGAGAUCUGCUUACAGAAAUGAGCAUAUGUUUUUCUUUAAGUAAAUACUGUGGAAAAAGAAUUCAUUAAUUAUAUUUUUAAGAAAAUUCACAAAAAAACAGGAAACAUUUUGAAUUAACUGAUUUUGUUACCGUUAUUGUGCCUUAAUCUUUUGUAAGAUCAAUGCAAUAGAAUUAAUGUUAUGACAUAUUUCACUAAAUCGGGACAUGUAGGCAUUCAGAGUUUACAAUUACUGUUUAUAGUAGGACAUUUGUGGAUUAUAAACAUACAUAUUUUCUGGUUUGUUUGCUCUUGGUUAGAUUGCUGUAUGUUGCACUACCCAUCAUGGACCAGUAACCAAAUCACAUAUUUACUGAAGGAAUGAAACAAUACUUUUAAAAAAGAGCUGCCACAUAUUCAUAUCCUCAUGAUUGUACAUUACUAAUGAUGGUUUGUAAACAGCCACUCUGUUACAGAGUUAGAGUCCUCUAUAAACUACAAUUCUAAACUGUCAGGCAACAGUUUUAAUAAAAUAUACAUAAAUAUA
Molecule: messenger RNA, 5664 nt
Organism: Sphaeramia orbicularis (orbiculate cardinalfish)
Lineage: Eukaryota; Metazoa; Chordata; Actinopteri; Kurtiformes; Apogonidae
Gene: fgd6
Product: FYVE, RhoGEF and PH domain containing 6
Exons: 21
Coding region: 234-4133 (1299 amino acids)
Cellular component (GO): cytoplasm
Molecular function (GO): guanyl-nucleotide exchange factor activity; metal ion binding
Source: RefSeq, a predicted model, not a curated record